Messenger RNA from Coccomyxa subellipsoidea C-169, 2028 nucleotides. RefSeq lists its product as hypothetical. Gene Ontology annotation, molecular function: protein binding. The transcript is spliced from 14 exons. Bases 1 to 2028 code for a protein of 675 amino acids. The record is from RefSeq and is a predicted model, not a curated record. NCBI's taxonomy places the organism in Eukaryota, Viridiplantae, Chlorophyta, Trebouxiophyceae, Coccomyxaceae.
AUGGUCGCCCAGCAGCUUCAUAGAGCCCUGCUGGGCUCCAGGGGGGGACUGCAGCAUUUUACCACCAGCCCACUUGGAAACCGCGGGACUGCGUUCAAACAAGCAGCAAUUGUAAUACGCAGGAAAACUGCUCCAUGCGCAGUGCACCAAGCGCGUCCAAAUGGCGCAAUAUCUGCAGCAGAGGAAGAGGCAGCCAAGGUGAUGGCCAGCGACAGGCUGGCUUCUCACGGGCUUGCAGGCAGCAGGACGAGGAGGAAAUCCACCCAGCAAGAUCGCAGCCAGACAGUGCUCGACGCUGACGAGGUCUCCAGCCAGGCGUUGCUGCUGAGGUACCAUGCCUCACUGGCGCUGGUGUGCAUGCAAGAGCUGCCGCCAUUGGGUGGCUUGCUCUACGUGCCUGUUCUGGAGCACCUGGCGGAUGUGAAGUCCCGGGGGGACCCCAUGUUCAUGGUAUUGGGCGCCAUGCUGGCCGAUGAUGACUCGCGCCUGCAUGGCGCCUGGGACCUCAAGCCUUGGCGGCUCCUGCUCAGAAAUUACAGCAGGAUGCGCGCUCCAGCAUUUGCUCUCCGCGCCUUUCAGGAAAUGCGCAGCCGAUGCAUCUGGUCACCUCAGGACACCCACACCGUGAACAUUCUGCUGAACGCGCUGAGUUCUGAUCUUCCUGCAGCCUUCGCAAUGUACAAUGAGCUGAUGGCGGGGGGGCUGGAGCCGACCAGGGUGACCUUCAACACACUGCUGAAGGCAUGCAUGCGCGGCCAGAACGCGGCUCGCGCCGACGAGGUCCUCGCCUGGAUGCGUGAACGCGGCUGCCAGGGGAAUGAGCACACAUACAACACAUACAUCAAGGCGGCCUCGUACUCAGGGGAUGUAGAACGUGCAUUGAAAGUGCUGCCGCAGAUGGCGGCCGACGGCUGCGCGCCCACACCCGCCGUGUGGGGUUCCCUCAUUGUCGCCUGCGGCAAGUCGCCCAAAGUGGCGCCGCAGCCUUUUGGAAUGGCGCGACAGGUGGAGAGCGCUCUGGGGCUGUGGCGCCAGAUGGCAGCCUCUGGCACAACUCCCACUGUCGACAACUGCAAUGCGCUGCUGACCGCAUGCAUCGACUGCGACCAGGGAGAGCGAGCGCUCGACAUCUACCGCUCCAUGAAGGACCUUGGGGUGGAGCCAGAUCUGGUGACCUACAAUCUGGCGGUGCGCGCGUGCGGCGGGCAGUCGGGCAGCAAGCUGCGGUCAGCCCAGCUGGACCAGGCUUUUCAGUUGCUGGCAGACAUGCGCGCCGCUGGCGUUGCACCCGACCAGCAGACCGUCACCAGCAUGCUCGCGCUCUGCGCUCAGGCCGGAGCCGGCCGGCGCGCCCUGGCGCUCUACGAGGAGGUCAAGGAUUCUGGCAUCCGCAUAGAUGUGGCUCUGCAGAGCGCGCUCAUCGCUGCACUGGGGUCUGAGGGCCUUGCCGAGGAUGCGCUGGCCGUCUUCCGAAAAAUGGUGUGGGGCCCGCGGCGCAUGAAGCCAAACGAGCACACGUACCGGCUGGUCACGCGCAUCUGCCGUGAGGCCGGCCUGGUCAAGGAAGCACUGCACGCCUACCGUGGAAUGCGCAGGAUGGGGUUCCGACCAAGCAACGCGGAGUGGCGGGAAAUGAUAUCGGCCGCCGUUGAGGCCGCCAUGGCCGAGAAGGACGGCGGCGACCUGGUGGCGUCGUGCCUGGGAUUGGACGAGGCACAGAGCUGGGUGGAUCUGCAUGGGCUGACGAGCGUGGAGGCGCGCGCGGCUGUUCUGUGCGUGCUCUCGUCCGUCCAGCACCGCGCCGCAGCAGGCGCAUCGCUCACCUCCAACCUCGUCUUCAUCACUGGCGUGGGGCGGCACAGCGAUCCAGAGGUGGGCCCGGUGCUGCACGAAGCAAUACACAAACUGCUGAACGACGAGCUCAAGCUGGCCACCAACGUUCCAAGGCCCAGGCGGCGGCAGCCUGCCCAGUCAUCCCAGCAGCUUGAUUAUCCGCAGAGAUACGCUGGCCGAGUGGCUGGCCUCUAG